AUAGACGGCAGAACGAUGGGUCUCGGGUUGCUUACGCUGCCCGCUGUGCUGUUGCUGUUAUGUGGGUGGAGAGCUGAAUGUACAGCUGGCUUCAUUAAAUCUCCGAUUUCAGAAGUCGGGUUGACAGGGGAAGCUGUGGAGCUACACUGUGAAGCGAUCGGCCGCCCCAUACCAGAGAUUCAGUGGUGGUUUGAGGCAGACUACAGCAACAAUGAAAGCUUCUCCCAGCUAUGGGAUGGUGCUCGUGAAGAACGUGUGCAAAUUAAUGCCACCUAUAUCUCUCAUGCCACUAGUACUCUCUAUGUCAUAAGCUUGAUUCCUGAGGACUCUGGGACCUACGAAUGUCGGGCUAGCAAUGACCCUGACCGCAACCAUCUAACAAAGAUCCCACGCAUCAAAUGGAUCCGCUCCCAAGCCAAUGUGAUGGUCAUUGACCAUCCAGAUAUUACAACAGACACCCUGUAUUUGUCAGAGAAAACCGUGAUUCUGAGUUGUAACCUGUCUGCUAAUUCUCUUACGGUCUCCGGCCACCGUUGGCUGAAGGGCAGUAAGGUCCUUAAGGAAGAUAAGGACUCUUCUAAUACCAUGACUUACAAUGUUACAGGGUUGCCUGGUGAUGGCUCAGGACAGUACACGUGUGAAUUCUUGACUACACCUGAUGUGAAACAGGUUAUUAAUGUGUCAGUUUCACCCCAAGUGCUGCACCUAAAAGCAAGUGAGCAUGGCAAUGAGGGUGAUACAGGUGUGCUGACCUGUCAAAGCAAUUCCUUCCCACCUGUGACUGACUGGGCCUGGUACAUUAUUUCUCCUAAUGGAGUAGAGGUCAUAGGAAAUGGAAGCUCAGAUCGUUAUGUUAUAAAGUCCACAGGCAAUCAGACUGUGUUGAGGAUAAGUAAUGUGGAUAUUGAGAAGGACCAAAAAGACUACACGUGCAAUGCCACAAAUGAGCUGGGCAGUGGUGGAGAUAUAAUACAUUUCCACGUGCGAAGUCGUCUGGCUGCUCUUUGGCCCUUCUUGGGCAUUGUUGGAGAAGUAUUGGUACUAGUCACAAUAAUCUUUAUUUAUGAGAAGAGGAGAAAGCCUGAUGAGGUGUGUGAAGAUGAAGAUUCUGCAACAGGUGCUCUGAAAAGUAAUUCCGGUGCAAACAAUGACAACCUGCGCCAGAGGAAUUCAAACUGAGGUCCUAAAGGUAUUUGUAGAAGAAAAGCCUGAACUAGUUCAUGUGCUCAAAAGAUUUUUUUUUUUUUUCUCUUCUCCUUCCCUCCGUUGCCAUGUUCCCAGUGCUUCACUUUCAUCCACUGUAUGUUGCUAGCACUCGGCCUUCAGUCUGUUUUUUUUCCAUGCUUGUGGUACUGCUGUUCUAGACGCAGUCCACUUGUUGGCUUAUUAAACCUCAUUUUACUUGUCUACUGAUAUUUCAGAUGUCAUUAAAGCAUCUGCUAGGUUAAGCCAUAGAGUAUAUUUUCCACAGAUUCCAUAGUGAUGUUUGGUUGUAUUUAUAGGUCCUUGUCCUGGAGAUUUUUUUUUUGGAUUGGUUUGACUUUGUUGCGACUGUAUAUAUUAGAAGGCGGCUAUAUUGUUAGGGGGGAGGGGGUUGAUGGGGUUAAUAUUGCAGAUCUAGUCCCACAGUCAAUGUAUUAAUAUUAAAUCUAUACCUUGGAGUUCUGCAAAUGUCUAUUGGGAUUAUAAAAAUGUUUAGAGAUCAGUUAAUGUUUUUUUUUAAAAAAAAAAUUACUUAAAGAUCAGUUUAAAGUAUUUAUGUACUAUUGUUUGAGAUGUUUGAUUCAAAUAAACUUUUUUUUUUU
This is a messenger RNA of Xenopus laevis (African clawed frog), 1805 nucleotides long. It is a transcript of the gene bsg.L, whose product is annotated as basigin (Ok blood group) L homeolog. Gene Ontology annotation, cellular component: plasma membrane. Lineage: Eukaryota; Metazoa; Chordata; Amphibia; Anura; Pipidae. The record is from RefSeq and is marked provisional.